Poecilia latipinna (sailfin molly) is the source of this 4226-nucleotide messenger RNA. RefSeq names its product MIB E3 ubiquitin protein ligase 2 (gene mib2). Bases 601 to 2598 code for a protein of 665 amino acids. The transcript is spliced from 13 exons. Gene Ontology annotation, cellular component: cytoplasm. The record is from RefSeq and is a predicted model, not a curated record. Gene Ontology annotation, molecular function: zinc ion binding; ubiquitin-protein transferase activity; protein binding. NCBI's taxonomy places the organism in Eukaryota, Metazoa, Chordata, Actinopteri, Cyprinodontiformes, Poeciliidae. Gene Ontology annotation, biological process: protein ubiquitination.
CCCAUAAAGGCAACGCGUCUGCUUCACACGCUCACACCGCCCUCCCCGCCCCCCCAGUGAUGGAAUACAGCAUGCACAGAGCAAAGCCCACUGGCCCAGUUUUAUACGAAAGCAGCGGAACGUCAGGCUGAACGCUGCGCUCUCGCUCUCCUCCUCCGUUUCCUCCUCCUUCUUCUCAUCUACAGUGGUAAUCCUUGCUGACACCACGCACAAAGGACUAAAUGCCGCCUGCAUCCUCCAGUAGCCUUCUUCUUCUUCUUCCAGCUCUGAUCCUACACGGCCAACCUGUCUGUCCAUACGUCGGAGAUGUUGUUUAUAGAGGACGUGGAUCUUUAAAUCACAUCCCUGGAAUGCUGGCCUGGCUCUUCUAAUCCUCCGCCUCUUCCUCCUCCUCAUUUGUCGACCGGUUCAUUCAGGGAGAGCAUCACAACAGAGGCUUUUUUUCCUACUUUUUUUUUUUUCUACAUUUCCCAUUUCUUUCCUGGACUACAGGUGGCUAAUUUUUUAUAUAUUUUUUUAAACAUCUGAUGGGUUCAUGUAGCUAAAUAUCGGAGCUGCAUCCUUUACAUCCUGCUGUUGUCGGUCUCGCUGCACAUCUGUAUGCCAACAGUCACCCCCGAUCUGUUCCCGGAAACGACGCUGGUGCCGUCUCUCCCGGCGAUACCCUCUGCGCGAUCCGCCUCCGCCUCCUACAAGGCCCGGAGGCGCAGCAGCGGGGGCGACUGUGCUGCCAGGCCUCGGCCUUUGCCCACAGCCUGCAGGCCAGGCCCGAAAAGAGGCAGCAUGGAGGUGGGGAUGCGCGUGGUGCGUGGCCUGGACUGGAAGUGGGGGAACCAGGACGACGGCGAGGGCCACGUGGGCACCGUGGUGGAAAUCGGCCGGCAGGGCAGCACGACGACCCCGGACAAGACGGUGGUGGUUCAGUGGGACAGCGGCACACGGACCAACUACCGCACAGGAUACCAGGCUGCCUAUGACCUGCUGCUGUACGACAAUGCUCAGAUUGGAGUCCGUCACUCCAAUAUCAUCUGUGACAGCUGCAAGAAGCAUGGCAUCAUGGGAAUGCGGUGGAAGUGCAAAGUGUGCUUCGACUACGACCUGUGUACCCAGUGUUACAUGAACAACAAGCACGACCUCAGCCAUCCGUUUGAGCGCUAUGAGACGGCCCAUUCCCAGCCAGUGAACCUGACGCCGAGGCAGAACCUCCCACGCAUCAUCCUCAAAGGAAUCUUCCAGGGCGUUAAAGUCGUCCGUGGACCAGACUGGGACUGGGGGAACCAAGACGGUGGGGAGGGUAAGGUUGGGAAAGUGGUGGACAUUCGUGGCUGGGACACGGAGUCUGGCCGCAGCGUGGCCAGUGUCACCUGGUCCAAUGGCACCACCAAUGUCUACCGAAUGGGCCACAAAGGCAAAGUGGACCUGAAGUACGUGUCGGAUGGCCAAGGAGGCUUCUACUACAAAGAUCACCUACCUAAACUUGGUGAGCAUGCGGAGCUCCAGCGCCAGGAGAGCGCUGAUGGCCACUCUUUUCAGCAGGGAGACAAAGUCAAAUGUCUACUGGAGGUGGAGAUCUUGCGGCAGAUGCAGGAAGGACACGGAGGGUGGAAUCCCAAAAUGGCAGAGUACAUUUGUCGGAUCGGGACGGUUCAUAGAAUAACCGACAGAGGAGACGUCCGGGUCCAGUACAGCAACAACAUCCGCUGGACCUUCCACCCAGGAGCUCUCACCAAAGUGAACACCUUUGGAGUUGGCGAACUGGUUAAAGUUCUGGAUGAGCUGGAAAAUGUGAAGAGACUUCAGGCUGGCCACGGAGAGUGGACGGACAGCAUGACUCCUGUGCUUGGCCAGGUGGGAAAGGUGCUGAAAGUUUACGCUGACGGUGACCUGCGGGUGGCGUUUGGAGGUCAGACGUGGACGUUCAACCCGGCGUGCCUUAUGGCCCAGCCUGCAGAGGUUGAUGCCAACCUCAUGACGGCCGAGAACCCCAAUGAAUCUGGAAGUACCGUCAUCUCCGUGCUGGAGAAGCUGCUGUCUCAGUCCACGGAGCAGGACAACCCGGGCCGGCUCGUCAUCGAGGCAGCCCACGGGAGUGCCAACAAGGUGCGGGAGUUGGUGCAGAAGUAUCCCGACAAGGUGGAUAUCAAGAACCAAGGCAAGACGGCUCUGCAGGUCGCCGCUCACCAAGGCCACACAGAGGUGGUGAAGACCCUCCUGCAGGCCAACAGCUCCGUCGAGGUCAAAGACGAAGAUGGAGACACGGCUUUACACUACACUGCCUUCGGUAACCAGGCUGAGAUUGCACGGCUGCUGCUGAGCAAAGGGGCGAAUGUCAACGUACUGAACAACUCCAUGUGCACAGCGCUCCACAUCGCUGUCAACAAGGGCUUCACUGACGUGGUGCGAGUGCUGACUGAACAUGCGGCUGACAUCAAUCUCCAGGAUUCAUAUGGGGACACGCCGCUCCAUGAUGCCAUUGCCAAGGAUUUCCGCAGCAUCAUUGAGAUCCUGGUCGUAGUGCCCAACAUUGACUUCACCCAGCAGAACCACAGAGGCUUCAACCUGCUUCACCACGCCGCCCUCAAAGGAAACAAACUGUAAGUGGGAAUCGCAUACAAAGAUUAAACUCUGAAAUCACUGAGCACUGAAAAUCAGGGGAAAUCAAAGCUAAUCAGUUUAAGCAGAUAAGAAUCAAAUAAUAGUGUAAUUUCUACAUGUCGAGUCCCUUCCAUCUAUCUUUUCUAUUAGGAAAAUGCAGAGUAAUUUUUAUGCAGCUACACUUUCCACAUAGUUCUGUAUCCUGCUCUUUUGCAGCAUCAUUAGUUUGAAUGCAUGCGUCUCAUGUUUGGAAAUGAUGUUUUUUUUUGUUGUUUUUUUUUCUGUGUGUGUGGGAAUCUCUCCUGUGAGUUCAAAUGAGGAUCCCAAGGUCAAUUCUCAACGCUAUCUGUUACAGAUAGCUUGCAGAGAGCUCGUCUCCCACACAGUUGUUGCUGCUGUCAGCAGGCUGGGAGUCAAUAUCUCUCAGAAAUGCAGCAAUCUGUAUUUUUUUCUUUUGUCUCUCUAUGCACACACACUUGUACUCAAAAUUGUUCCCAGACUAUAUGCAGUAACCUCACCGUUUCGCGGGGACAAAUCAGAUAAAACAUUCCAGGAAUCCAAACAAGCUCUCAUCACAGUCUCGGAGAGCGUUUCACAGGAAGGACAAGCUUACUGCCUACUUUUCUGACAUCAGUAUAUAUUGUAAAUACCAGGGAAAAGUAUUUGUCGCCUUUUUUCUUUGUCGUCUUUCUUUUUUUUUUUGUCUUUUUUGUCAGCUUGCUGUAGUUAACAGAAUCAUAAAUUCUGCUUCGUGCAAGAACAUUAUGAAGGAGAAUAUCUAAAUAUCAACUCAAGGUUGUUGAGUGGCCCAGUCAAUGUCUGGACUUAAGUAUCACUAUGCUGUGGCACGACCUUGUGCAAGCUUUUUUUCUAAUGGCUGAAAACUCUCCAAUGUAGCAGAAUCGUUAUUUAAUCAAAAACAUUUAAGACAAACAAGUAAAAACAGAAGAUGAAAAGGUUCACAUCAUUUUUAAUAGCAUCAGAUGCAUGUUAGUAGAGAAUCCAAGAGAACGAUACUUAAAUAAUUAGCUCAUAUUAAUACAACCCAUUAAGAUCUUCUUGAUAUGUAUGUUGCGAUAUUGAUAAAUUAUGAUAUAUUUUGCAGCCUCAAUCUGCCACGAAAAAUGUACAGACAGUAGAGACACCAUGGACUUCUCUGUUUUUCAUAUCUGCUCUCAAAGCAGCCAGCCCUCACUUCAUCUGUGUGUGUAUGUGAGUGUGUGUGACUACUGCUAUACGAAACAAUAAACCAGGUAUCUGAAUGUUCUUCUCUCUGUGGUUAGUCACGCAGGAUAAUGCCAUACCUUCUUGUCCCCGUUGCUUAAAAGCUUGUCCCUGAAAGGUGCAAUUAGUGUAUCUUAUUUGUGCGAGGUGUGUAUCGCGGCGUUCUCUGUAAACAUGCCAUUAGCGGUAAAGUGAAUUCCUGUAAUUUUAGCACAGCUGAUAAUUUAUUAGGUUUAGAGAAAUCUAGUGAAACAUGCUACUUUCAUAAUAAAAACGUGUGAAUGAUAUAAACAGAUUAUGAACGAUAAAGAAAGCCACUUUCUUUAUACUUAAUAAAAUUAAUUUCUUUAUGCUUGCCUAAAUUUCUUUAUGCUUGGCUAUAUGUGACCAGUGUCUGACACUUCCAC